AUGUUGAUAAACUUGCUUGGACAAGUACGAAAAGUAUAAAUACUUUGCUUAUAGAUUAUGUCGAGCAAAAGUGAUGUGGGCAAACUGAUUUCAUAUAUCACCAUUAGAGCGACUCAAAAUAAAAAGUAUAGUGAGUGUUUUAUACUUUAUUAGUCUCUCAGAAAUUUGGACAAGAGCCAGAUCCUUUGGUGAAGAAAGUAGGCAUACCAUAGUCAAAACUUGUAACAACACCAAAAAUAUGUAUUAAUAUUGUUGGGAUUUUAAAAGUUUGUUAAAGGGAUCUUUAUUGGUUGUGUGUCACAGUCUUCUUCAAAUCAACUUUUAAAUUAACCAGUAUUAUGAAGACUUUUAUCGAAAUAGGUAGAACAAACAGUAUUUCUUUUGUGUCUAACUAAUCCUUUGGCAUCAUGGCAAUUUUAUUGCUAAAUCAAUAUCGACAUAGCAGAAUUAAUCUGAAAUAGAUCUGAUCACAAAAAGUUGA
Paramecium octaurelia is the source of this 481-nucleotide messenger RNA. The record is from the annotation of a GenBank genome assembly. Lineage: Eukaryota; Ciliophora; Oligohymenophorea; Peniculida; Parameciidae.